This is a messenger RNA of Periconia digitata, 2445 nucleotides long. Lineage: Eukaryota; Fungi; Ascomycota; Dothideomycetes; Pleosporales; Periconiaceae. The record is from the annotation of a GenBank genome assembly.
ACUUUUUCCACUGUUGCAAUGGCAGGUAGACGGCUCAUCGACGCCGCGAAACUGUUCAAUGCCUCAAAAUCCAUCGCCCAGCAGCAUAUUAAGCUGCGCUCACAGCAGUGGGACGUAUUCAGUAAAACGUCAACUCUCGCGAAGGCCGCAAAAAAUCAGACAGACCGAGUGACCCUCACCCUCGAAGCUGCACUUGCGCUCUCCAAGCGUUUAAACGAAGAAGCACCGAAGUACGCUUCAGCCGCCGCUCAACGAGCCACCGCCGGCUUCGAUCCAUCGCCGACCGCACCAACGACCGCGCACAAGACUUCGCAGAGCAGAGAGGAGGGCUUAGAGCACGAUCAUCACUAUGGUAGAUCGUCUGGAGAGACCCAAUCUCAGUCGACGGCUCCGGAGGGGCUAGAUGUGCACCAAAAAGAGGCUGUUCGAUCACCACUACCAGAUGGAACCAUACCUUCCCAUGGUGUCACAUUGGAUGAGAAGGCAAAGGGUCAGGAUACUUUUACAAGACGCUCUAAUCCAGAGCCUCUCAAGGAACCCCUGGUCAGAGAUCACCCCGUUGGUACCGAUGAGGGUUUGAAACCAGUAGAAUCAAACAAGUCCACUAUACCGCUACCGAACCGACCAGCUGGCCUGUCCGCAGAUAGUAUUCAAGACUCGGGAACAGGUGCGCUGAACAGAGGUGUGCAACAUGAAGAUAUACCACAGCAGGUAGCAGUGCCUCAAGCGGACGAUACGCCCGAGGGUAUAAAUACAGAUGUUUUCCAUUCCCCGCGCGUAGCAAAAAUCCUAGGGGGCAACCCUUACAAACAAAAGAAACACAUGGACCUCAGAGGUGCCACCAAUACGCCGUUUGAUCACACCGUGACUGCCCAAGGUCAUGAUCAAGAUACGUUUAAUGUACGUAUGAGCGAAGAGACGAAACCGUCUCUACCGGAAGACCCGGCUCAUUCUUCAGCGCCUAAACAGGCUGCGCAUUCUGCCACAACCGAGCAGGAAAUGCAUGAUCUCGCUUCUGAGCUCACCAAAAACGCGGAGACGGCUGCCUCAGCGGUUUCAGAUAUGCCCGGGGAAGUGAACGCUGAACCUAUUCCAGCACAGUAUGAACUACGCGAGUCACGGGUACCUUCAUCACGGUUUGGUAGAUUGUGGCAGUAUGCCGGUCUAGGAACCAGUAUGGCCUUUGGCGCUGUGGGCGAGAGUCUCAGGCGUGUGACUGGAAACGCAGCUGCAUCGGGAGGGUCUCUUAUGUUGAGUCCCGCGAACAUCGAGGUUUUGGUUGCUAAAUUAUCGCGCAUGCGAGGUGCCGCUCUCAAACUGGGCCAGAUGAUCAGUAUUCAAGACAUUAAGAUGCUACCUCCGGCGAUUCACGAUGUUCUACGCCGCGUUCAGGACAGUGCAGAUUAUAUGCCCGCUUCCCAGCGUAAUCAAGUUCUAGUCAGCAAUCUUGGUCCUAAUUGGCGUGAUUUGUUUGAGUCGUUCGAAGACGUACCCAUCGCCGCUGCAUCGAUAGGCCAAGUACAUCGAGCAGUCUUGAGAUCCACAGGACAAACCGUCGCCGUCAAGGUUCAAUACCCUGGAGUCGCCAAUUCAAUCGAUUCCGACUUGAACAACCUAUCCGUCUUACUCACCGCGUCUCGACUCUUGCCGAAAGGGCUUUUUCUUGACAAGACCAUUGCCAAUGCUCGUACAGAGCUUGGUUGGGAGUGUGAUUAUCUGCGAGAAGCAGAAUGGCAAACACGCUUCCGUGAAGCUCUCGCCGAUGAUACCGAUGCCUUCGUCGUACCCAAAGUCUUCCCAGAAGCCAGCGGACGCGAAGUGCUUACCGCCGAAUUUGUGACAGGCACUGGCGUUGCAAAGCUGCCCAAGCUCAGUCAAGAAAAGCGCGACUGGAUCGGCACCCAGAUUUUACGUCUCUCCUUGCGCGAGAUUGUAGAGUUCAAGUUCAUGCAGACGGAUCCCAACUGGACGAAUUUCCUUUACAACGAAAAGGAACACAAGAUAGAAUUGCUUGACUUCGGUGCUUCUCGCGCAUAUCCCGACCAAUUUGUGGAUCCAUACGUCGGAAUCCUGAUUGCUGCCUCUAAAAACGACAAGAAAGCUAUUCGCGACCUCUCCAUCGAGUUGGGAUAUCUGACUGGUGCAGAGACAGCGACUAUGGUAGAUGCACACGUCCAGUCCGUGCUCACGCUCUCUGAGCCGUUUUCCUCGAGCGGAUCCGAACUCUACGACUUCCGCGAUCAAACUAUCACGGAUAGAGUAAGAAGUCUAAUUCCGGUUAUGGUGAACGAGAGAUUGUCACCUCCGCCCGAAGAGACGUAUAGUUUGCACAGGAAGCUGAGCGGAGCGUUCUUGUUGUGUGCUAAGCUAGGCAGCAGAGUACCCUGCCGACAGCUGUUCGAAGACGCGAUUGAGGUUUAUCGCAAAGGUGGAAAGAUGAACUGA